Sardina pilchardus (European sardine) is the source of this 2190-nucleotide messenger RNA. It is a transcript of the gene lactb, whose product is annotated as lactamase, beta. The record is from RefSeq and is a predicted model, not a curated record. Gene Ontology annotation, cellular component: mitochondrion. NCBI's taxonomy places the organism in Eukaryota, Metazoa, Chordata, Actinopteri, Clupeiformes, Clupeidae. Gene Ontology annotation, biological process: proteolysis; regulation of lipid metabolic process. The transcript has 6 exons. The coding region runs from base 80 to 1735 and encodes 551 amino acids. Gene Ontology annotation, molecular function: peptidase activity.
UUAACACUACUAACAACCUUUGAACCAAAGCGCUGCUGCGACUAUAUAUAAUUCGUGCUAUUUGAGAGGUUUUGUGACUAUGUCGCGUGUACUCUUAUCCCUGGAACGUGUGCACGUUAGAUGCAAAGACUGUCCUGGAAGAUUUCGCUCUUAUCCUUUGUUGACAUCCCGAACUAACUACUCUGGCAAGCUGUCUAAAGGCGUUCUUUACCAACAACCAACGAGAGCAUACGCGGGACUUAAAGGACAGAGUUUAUACCAGUCAUUUACUAAAACUAGGUCGAAGUUAUGGGUUUUGGGUUUAGGGGCCGGGUUUGUUUUAGCUUUUGGGUUAAAACACCGUGCGUAUAACAGCGAGCCGUGCAAUGCAGAGACAGCCUACGAGCCUCAAACAGACUUUAAAUAUGCUGAAGCCAUAGAAAUUAGUAGAGAUCUGGUUCGACGGAUAAAGGUACAGGAUGAGGUGGGGGCCCCAGGCAUGGUGAUUGGUGUGUCAGUGGAUGGCGCACAGGUUUGGACUGAAGGCAUGGGUUAUGCUGAUUUGGAGAACCGGGUGUCUUGCGGCCCUGGCACGGUGAUGCGUAUUGCCAGUAUCAGUAAGCCACUGACAGCAGCUGCUGCUGCCCGCUUGUGGGAAGCGGGCAAGCUGGACCUCGAUGCCCCUGUCCAGAAAUAUGUGCCUGAAUUUCCUGAGAAAACAUUUGAAGGAGAAGCUGUCACCAUAACGCCACGCCUGAUUCUGUCCCACCUGAGUGGUAUUCGCCACUAUGAGAAGGAUGCCAAGAAGGUGCGGGAGGACAAGGAGAAAGCCAAACGCCUCAUCAAGCUGCCUGACAAGAAUGAGAAGGAAGAGAAGAACAACGCUGUGAGCAAAGACAAAGCAAAAGCUGAGGACGACCGCACCAGCAAGACCAAAGAGGACAAGAAAAAGAAGGAGUUUGAACAGGAAGAGUACUACCUCAAAGACCGCUUUGAAAAUGUCAUCCAGGCCUUAGACCUUUUCAAGAACGACCCACUUAUUUACAAACCAGGAACCACGUUCCUGUACUCCACCCAUGCCUUCAGUCUCCUGAGUGCUGUGGUUGAGAGGGUGGCUGGUGAGCGCUUCCUUGACCACAUGGCCAAGAUGUUCCGUGAGCUGGGCAUGCUCAAUACCGUCCCUGACGAAAACGAUCCCAUCAUCUAUCACCGCUCCAGAAACUACCACCUCAAUAAGAAAGGCCGUGUGGUGAACUGCCCGUACGUGGACAACUCCUACAAGUGGGCCGGAGGAGGCUUCCUCUCCACGGCGGGGGAUCUGCUCCUGUUUGGGAACGCCCUUCUCUACAGCUACCAGCUGGCCAGCCUCCAGGACCGCAGCGGCCGCCUGCCUGGCUUCCUCAAGCCCCAGACGGCCAUGGCCCUCUGGGCCCCAGUUGACAAGACCGAGGCCUCUUGGGACAAGGACGGCCUCUACGCACAGGGCUGGCUGGUGGUGGAGAGGCUGCAGAAAUAUGGCCAGUGCCGGCACCGCAGGCACUACGUCUCACAUACAGGGGGCGCUGUGGGCGCCAGCAGCGUUCUGCUAGUGCUGCCGAGUGAGUCUAGUGGUGAGGCAGACGCGGGGGCCCGGGCUCAGGGGAAGGCGCUUCCUCGGGGAGUGGUGGUCACCAUCAUUACCAACAUGCAGUCUGUGGGACUGAACACCACUGCACUGAAAAUUGCCCUAGAGUUUGAUAAGAUCCGAAGUAAAUGAGGUGUGUGUGUGGGUGUGGGUGUGUGUGGGUGUGUGUGCAUGCGCGCACACGUGUAUGUGUAUGUGUGUGUGUGUGUGUGUGUGUGUGUGUGCGUGCAUGUGUAUGCAACCAUGAGAACAAACACAUUCUUGUGAGCUGUUUACAAAUGCUGGAGAACCAGGUUACUUGAAAUUCAACACACUGUGUACUUUUUAACCUUCUGAUUGUAUAUUGUAUUUUUGAAAGUUUUUUGUACAUUAACAAUUAUUUUUAGUUGCAUUUGUGCUGCGUUUCAUGAAUAUGUCGGUACUCUGAAGUAUUAUUGUGAUUAAAUCUAAAACAAUGUAUAAUGUUGACAUGUUGUUUGCAUGAUUGAUCAUGGAAUACAGUCAAACAAGACAAACAUACUAGGGCAAAAGAAUGUUUCCAUGUCUUUUCAAGAUACUACCACUAGGUGGUAGCAUCAUUUAAUAUC